Molecule: messenger RNA, 1176 nt
Organism: Drosophila ficusphila
Lineage: Eukaryota; Metazoa; Arthropoda; Insecta; Diptera; Drosophilidae
Gene: Or1a
Product: odorant receptor 1a
Exons: 3
Coding region: 1-1176 (391 amino acids)
Biological process (GO): sensory perception of smell; detection of chemical stimulus involved in sensory perception of smell
Cellular component (GO): plasma membrane
Molecular function (GO): olfactory receptor activity; odorant binding
Source: RefSeq, a predicted model, not a curated record
AUGUCAAAGCUAAUUGAGGUGUUUCUGGAGAAUCUGUGGACGCAGCGCUUCACCUUCUCCCGGAUGGGUUUGGAUUUACAGCCCGAAAAGGGCAAAGUUCUACGCUCACCGUUGCUUUAUGGCAUUAUGUUUGUGGCCACGGGAUUUGAACUCUGCACCGUGUGCGCUUUUAUGGUCCAACAUCGCAACCAAAUCGUGCUCUGUUCCGAGGCCUUGAUGCACGGCCUGCAAAUGAUCUCCUCGCUGCUGAAGAUGGCCAUAUUCUUGGCCAAGUCCCACGACCUGGUGGCCCUCAUUCAGCUGGUCCAAGCUCCCUUCACAGAUGCGGACUUCUUUGUGGCCAAGUGGAGGCGCCAGAAUCGCAGGGGUCAGCUGCUGGCUGCCGUUUAUUUUAUGAUGUGUGCCGGCACGAGUGUCUCGUUUUGGCUGAUGCCAGUGGCUUUGACCAUGCUCAAGUAUUACUCCACUGGGAUUUUCGCACCAGUUAGCUCAUUUCGUGUGAUUCUUCCGUACGACGUAUCCCAACCGCACAUUUAUGCCAUGGACUGCUGCCUAAUGGUGUUUGUGUUGGGCUUUUUCUGCUGCUCCACCACCGGAGUGGAUACCCUAUAUGGAUGGUGUGCUCUGGGCCUGAGUUCCCAGUACCGUCGCCUUGGUCGGCAAUUGAAAUGGCUUCAGGAGCACUCCGAUGUGUCACGUUCUGAUUUGGGCCUAAGUGGGCUCUUUGCCGAGCAUGCUCGUCUUCUAAAGUUGGUUCAACACUUUAAUGCUAGCUUUAUGGAGAUCGCCUUUGUCGAGGUCUUGGUGAUCUGUGUUCUCUACUGCUCCGUAAUCUGCCAGUACAUAAUGCCGCAUACCGAUCAGAAUUUCGCGUUUCUCGGUUUCUUUUCCAUGGUGGUCACCACCCAGCUGUGCAUUUAUCUUUUCGGAGCGGAGCAAGUGCGCUUGGAGGCAGACGACUUUUCCAGGCAGCUCUACGAGGUGAUUCCAUGGCAAUUGCUAUCUCCACAACACCGACGCCUGUUGCUCUUCCCCCUUCAACAAGCUCAACGGGAGACAGUCUUGGAUACAUAUUUCUUCAAGCUCGGAAGACCUCUACUCGUUUGGAUAUUUCGCACAGCUGGCUCUUUUACAACUCUACUGAAUGCCCUCUACGCAAAAUACGAGACACAGUAA